AGCUCAGGCUUCGCGUGCGCUUUCGGAACUCGGCGGCUGUCCCCUGCCUGUACGCGGGUUGUGUUGCGCUGCUGACCAAUGCGGGACGUGCGGGAAUCGGGUGUAGCUCGGUUCCUCCCGUCCCCGUCUAGCAGCGUAGCGACACGGAGCACCGCAGCCGCUCGCACCGGGGCUCAGUGCCGCGUUUGGAGCCCAGAGGCGGUUUGUCUGUCCGGUCGGUGCUCUUUCCCCCGCCGAACGGACACGGGUGCUCGCAGCGCUCUUAGCGGAGGAUUCCGGGCCAUUUGCUGCGCUGCUGCGUGCCUUUGCAGUUUGUCACGGCUCCCCGCUGCCAAAUUUGGUCGGUAGCGGUGCCCUCUGCGCCUCUGUGACAGCGGUUCCCGUGCGCCCGUCAUCCUCGCCUGCCGCCCGCUUGGAGCUUCUCAGAGGAUCGCGGCGUCGCUGGAGGCGCGGCUUCGUUUAGAACAGCGUUUAUUGUCGUGUAGAGUUUGUGUCGGGAAUUAAGUAAGGUGAACGGCUUAACCAGAGCUCUUGCCCCUGUUCUUUGCCUCUGGUUUUGUUGGUGAGGAUAUCACAGUGAUGUCUGCAUUCAACCUGCUGCAUUUGGUGACAAAGAGCCAGCCAGUGGCCCUGCGAGCCUGUGGGCUUCCCUCAGCUUUCCGUAAUGCAUAUCACCAAAGAUGUAUGAUUACAGGUGGCUCUUCACGUGUCCUGAAAGAGAAUAAAAGUGAGACUGAGUUGCUGUAUAACAAUGCCGCUAGGUCAUGUAGGGAUAAAAAAGACUGUAAGGUGGUCUUUUCCCAGGAGGAGCUGAGGAAGCGGCUGACACCCUUGCAGUACCAUGUCACUCAGGAGAAGGGGACAGAAAGUGCCUUUGAGGGGGAGUACACACAUCAUAAAGCUCAAGGAAUAUACAAAUGUGUUGUUUGUGGAACUCCUUUAUUCAAGUCAGAAACGAAGUUUGACUCCAACUCAGGUUGGCCUUCCUUCUAUGAUGUGAUCAGUCCCGAUACAAUUACUCUCACUGAUGAUUUUUCCUAUGGGAUGCAUCGGAUUGAAAUAUCCUGCAGUCAGUGCGGUGCACACCUCGGGCACAUUUUUGAUGAUGGACCUCGUCCAACUGGCAAACGGUACUGCAUAAACUCUGCUUCGUUAUCCUUCAAACCUGCAGAGAAGAACAGCGCCGGGGAAGGCAGUGGUAGCACCCGUCCUGCCCAAACAGGCAAAGCUGAGCUGUAGGACAUGGGAAACCCGCAGAGAGCUGCUCUCAUCCCGCACAGCUCACAAGGCAUGUUUUCUGAGUUGCCUGCUACCUUAUAUCCUAAGAAUGUGUAAAUGUAUGAAAGCAUUUUGCACCAUCCUUUUUCUUCCGCUCCUUUCUGGAGCUGGGGCCUUGCCUGCCAGUGCAUUUUACUAUAUAAUUGGAUUGAAAAAUGCAUUGACUGACUUCACAGGUUUUCUUCUUUUGUUUUCUUUUUCUUUUUUUUUUUUUUAGAGAUUGCUUUGGGGAAUCCUUAAAUCAAGGGGCUUUGGCAUUGCGAGUUAGGAGUUUCUUACUGUAGGUCUGAAUAAUGUUCCUUUUUGUGUGGGGGAUGGGAAUUGUGUUUAUCUCCAGAUUAUAGGAAAUUUCUGGGUAUAAGAAAUCCCGGAUUCCCAGCACAUCUCUGCUUUGUUCUGACUUGCGAGGCACGCGCCCUUGGUCAUAUGCAUUCAGCCAUCUCCGAGUUUCAGCCGCACCCUGCAAAGGCUUGUAUUUAUGGCUGUUCCUUCCCAACUAGAAGAGAUGGGUAAGAUGCACAGCCCAUCCUUUGGCUAACUUACUGCCAAAAUUUCAAGGGUGUGGUUAGAAAGGGUGUAAACAUUGUCUCAGCAUCUGUUUUCCCCUCUGGUAUUCAAAUAAAGGUUCUAACCAGUAAGGCUCACUUAUGCAAGCUUCUAAUGAGACUUGGUUUUGUGAGGCCUGAAAUCCGAAUUAAGGCUGAAAUCUGCACGGGGCCAUUCCAUGGACGAGUGCAGAGAUGAACCGGAGCACUGCUAGAUCUUUAUCUGGUCAGCUGCUUGACAGUAGGAUUCGGAAACAGAACAAUUUCUGCUGAAAGGGAGCUGAGGAAUGCAGCAGGCACAGAGACAUCUGAAGUGCCCUGUCUGACUGUGGCCUGGACACGUGCUGCCUGCAGGGCCACAGCCCUUGUUUUGUGCAAUUGCGAUGUAGGACAUGAGUGCAGAGUUGGUUUAAGAAACCAAUUGAAAAAAGACCUAUCAAAGCUCCAGCAGUUUUCAUGCAGCAAAAUUUGCCAUCCCAUAAGGUGUUUUUCACAGCUGCUUUUAGAUUUUAUUGAAUAAGUUUGCCUAGAAUUGUGCAUAAUACUGUUUCUUAAGCUAUAACAUACAGCAUUUGCUGACACCGCUUUGCCUUUAAGCGUUGAGAGACUUGAUGAAUACAGUAUUCACUUUUAUUAGCAAACCGUGUGACUAACAUAUUUGGAUCCAGUUUUAUUUCCAGGAGGAGCAAAACAACCACUGAUUUUUAUGGAAGCAGGAUUGAGGUUUUUAUGUCGGUGAUAAUAAACACAUUUCCUAGAGUACGAACAUACUUCUGUUAAAAUACAGCAACUGUAAAAGCAUGCAGAAUGGCCAGAAUUGCCAAUACAAAUAACAAAUGCAUGAAAAAAGCAUACAGUACCUUAGCUUAGACUACAUGCAAAUCAGAUGAUAAAUACUUAGAGCUGAAAGUGCAGUGAGCACCUACUCGCAUGAGCAUUCCCCCAGAUGUCAUACAAGGAAUAGCUACUAACAACGCUGCUGCGGACUGACCUGUGCUGUUUCAAGGCAGUCAAGUUCCUCCUGGUCCCGUCGGUUUUUAGCAGUUUCUUAGAGAAGGGCUGCUCUGAUCCCUCACUUUUAUUUAAAGAAAAGUAGGUUUUCUCGACCACAUUUUCUAACAUAAACGUAAAAAAGGCAGCAUCUAUAAAAAUGUGGUACGUAAAUGUGGUUUAAUUCCAGAUUGCUGUUGGAUUUAAGUGUUAUCAAAUUUCAGUCUAUUUCUGCCUUAUGUUAAAGAAAUAUAUUGCUUGAACUUCAGUAUGCAGUAAUGUGUGCUGUCCUACAGGAGAUUUAUUUUUGCAGGAUAUGGAGUGCAA
This is a messenger RNA of Meleagris gallopavo (turkey), 3140 nucleotides long. RefSeq names its product methionine sulfoxide reductase B3 (gene MSRB3). Gene Ontology annotation, cellular component: cytoplasm. Gene Ontology annotation, biological process: protein repair; response to oxidative stress. The record is from RefSeq and is a predicted model, not a curated record. Gene Ontology annotation, molecular function: peptide-methionine (R)-S-oxide reductase activity. NCBI's taxonomy places the organism in Eukaryota, Metazoa, Chordata, Aves, Galliformes, Phasianidae.